UUGUCUUCCUCGCGGCUUUUGGUUUUUGUAAUAAAAACACGUUGUUUACAAUAUUAAUUACUGAAAUCGACGACAAUGGCCACUGAAACGGUCUCUCCCAGCAUUCAGUUGGGCGACUACAUCGUCAUCCAGCGCCAGAAGUACACCAAACUGCAGAAAUUCGGCAGCUUGGACACCACAGCCACUCUGGGCAAGGAGACACUGGAGUUGAAGUCGCUUCUGGACCAGCCUUAUGGGUCCACGUUCAAGAUGAGCGUCAAGGAGACGAAGGCCGGCAAGCGCGGAGCCCAGCGACAACAUACGCUGGAGCUGUGCAGCGAAACGGAGCUCAAUAGCACGCGGGAGGCCCUGGGGAUCUCCAGCAGUGGAGCGGAUAACCGCGAUAUCUGCGACAACGGAGAAGCACAGACCCUCAAGUCAGCGGACAUCGAGCAACUGCGCGAGGAGUGCAACGAGUCCAGCAAGAUCAUUGAGAAGCUGGUGGAGAACUCGAAAACCUUCCACGCCCGCACUGAGUACUCCCAGGAGAAGUACCUGCGUAAGAAGGAGAAGAAGUACUUCGAGUUUGUCCAGAUCCGGCAGCCAACGAUCCGACUGAUGGUGGACAUCUUCUACCGGCAAGAUGCAGAGAAGAUUAUGGGCAUUCGGGUGGACACGCUCUCUCAGAUCAUCUCCUACUCUGGUGUCUGCGGAUUUGGGAACUAUCUGCUGUACGAGAGCGGCACCAAUGGCCUGCUGCCAGCCGCUAUGCUGAACUCCAUUGGAGCGGGGACGGAGGGUAACCUGGUGCACAUGCAUCCUGGCAAUGUGCCACAAAAGCAGGCUUCUGGCCUGAAGCUUCCCCUGGAACAGCAGCUCAGAUGUGUGUCUGUAAAUUUGUACUCGGUUUUGAGAGAAUUCUACCAGGGAGGUGAAGCGAUAGAAUCGAACCAUCCUGUCACAGAGUCUACAGAACCUGUGGAGCAAAGCAUUCAGCCGGAGACGCCCACUGAAGAUCAGCCGGAGGCGAUCGAACCGAGUACUAAGAAACCCAAGUUGGACGAGUUUAAAGGUGGCAAAGGAGAAGGAAAUAGGGGCCCUCCACGAUGGCAUUUGGAGAACAAGCGAGCUACUGCUCUAAUGCACAACAAAUUUGAUAGCCUUGUGGUGGCCUCCAAGGAGCAUCCGUCCAGCAUCUUGCAAGCCCUGCUGCCCCUCGUCAAGCCCUCGCGACCCGUGGUGGUAUUCAGCACCUGUAAGGAGCUGCUCCAGGAGACGUACAUGGAGUUGAAGACCUCCGGCAAGGUGACGGGGCUGCAUCUUACCUCAAACUGGAUGCGCACCUACCAAAUCCUGCCGAACCGCACCCAUCCGGAAGUGAACAUGAGCGGAAACAGUGGGUACCUGCUAACGGGAUAUACGCUAAGAUAGUUGUUAGACUGCCAAUUACAUGUAAGCGUUUGUUUUGAUAAUAUCAUGCAAUGUUUUUAA
This is a messenger RNA of Drosophila serrata, 1470 nucleotides long. It is a transcript of the gene Trmt6, whose product is annotated as tRNA methyltransferase 6 non-catalytic subunit. Lineage: Eukaryota; Metazoa; Arthropoda; Insecta; Diptera; Drosophilidae. Gene Ontology annotation, cellular component: nucleus; tRNA (m1A) methyltransferase complex. The record is from RefSeq and is a predicted model, not a curated record. Gene Ontology annotation, biological process: tRNA methylation.